AUGAGAAUCGCCACGCUGCAAUUCGCCCCGAAAGUGGGCGAUGUCGAAGGGAACCUCGCACGAGCUAAUGAGGUGCUAAGAAACGCGGAAAUCCGCAGUCCUGCGGGGGUCGUUUCGAAAGUUGACGAGGGGUUGGGGCUGGAUCUCUUGGUGUUGCCGGAGUUGGCGCUCACAGGGUACAAUUUUCCCUCGUUGCGUGCAAUCAGACCCUACCUGGAAGUCGCUGGGCAGGGUCCGUCUGCGACUUGGGCUAAGGAGACCGCAAGGCGGCUUGGGUGUAAAGUCUGCGUGGGGUAUCCUGAACUCGCCAUCGAAGAUGAUGACGGGUCAAGUGGCGGGGAAACGGAAAAAUGCUACAACUCUCUGCUUGUUGUGGAUGAACUGGGCAACGUCAUUCUGAACUACCGCAAGGCGUUCCUUUACUACACGGACGAAACCUGGGCUUCGGAGGGUAUCCCCGAGCACGGAUUCCAGGAGCUCAUCUUUCGCAAGAACAAGAAGACUAAUAAUCCCGUCAGUAUCGCCACUUCCUUCGGCAUCUGUAUGGAUAUCAACCCGUACAAGUUCGAAGCCCCGUUUUCUGCGUGGGAGUUCGCCAACCGCGUGCUUGAUUCCAAGUCACAGUUGGUGGUUCUUUCGAUGGCCUGGUUGACCCUACUCAGUCGCGACGAGUUGGAUCUUCUCGCCCACAAGCCGGAACUGGACACCUUCAACUAUUGGGUGCAGCGGUUUUUGCCACUUGUUCGGACGAAGAUGAAGCAUGAUGUGAAUGGGGAUGGGGACGAGGGCGCCAGCGAUAGCGAAAGUGCGAAGCAGAUCAUCAUUGUUUUCGCGAAUAGGGCUGGCGAGGAAGAAGGUAGUACUCUGGCUCGGUACGCAGGGACCAGCGCGAUCAUUGCUGUCACACAGCGACCGCGCAGGGGAGUCCACGAGAGGGGUGAGGGGAGGAUCCAGGGUGAUUUGUCGACGAAUGACAAGGUGGCACAGGGAGAAGAUCCUCCGUCCUCUGUCCACCCUCCCAAUCCCUUUGACGUGAGGAUUCUUUGUUGGGAUAUGAUGGGUGCGACAACGGAGGGAGUUUGCUAUGCUGAUACAACGGCCGACCCGACCAUGGUUUUUCAGUUGGUUAAGGCGUCGGAAUCUUGA
Molecule: messenger RNA, 1146 nt
Organism: Aspergillus ochraceoroseus IBT 24754
Lineage: Eukaryota; Fungi; Ascomycota; Eurotiomycetes; Eurotiales; Aspergillaceae
Product: putative protein N-terminal asparagine amidohydrolase
Exons: 3
Coding region: 1-1146 (381 amino acids)
Biological process (GO): protein catabolic process
Molecular function (GO): protein-N-terminal asparagine amidohydrolase activity; protein-N-terminal glutamine amidohydrolase activity
Source: RefSeq, a predicted model, not a curated record